Porites evermanni is the source of this 6939-nucleotide messenger RNA. Lineage: Eukaryota; Metazoa; Cnidaria; Anthozoa; Scleractinia; Poritidae. The record is from the annotation of a GenBank genome assembly.
AUGAUGAACAGCAGUUUUCAAUCGAUGGUUUUCUACGAUACGCCAGACUCACUUUCUUUGCAAGAGAUGGUGGAGUGCGACAGCCGCGAAAUGGAUUUUAACUUGAACGAUCCACUGUUUCAACUGCAAGAUAACGCAUUAUAUCAGGACGUUCACCACACGAUGACAGUGAAGCAAGAAAGGCCCAGAACGGAAUGUACGCCUGCAGGCGACUUGACUAACUUGCAAUGGCUGCAGAGCGUUAGCAUACCCAUGGAGAAAAACUCGGCCACGGAGAAACAAGUCAUGGUGGAUCCCAACACUGCCUUACCUGUGCAGUGGCCGACUCACCAGCAACAAGUUAAUAUGUCCCAAGUACCGCAACUGAACGUUACGGCUGUUCCAGCUCCACAAAUUUUUCAGGCACGUGCAGCGGACUCGAAGCCCAAAACGUCGCAACACGGGCCGAAAAACGGCGUUAAAGAUAGCAUAAAAUCGCAGGAUAAACCGUACCCCAAGCCGCUGUUCUCGUAUUCCUGUCUUAUCGCCAUGGCCUUGAAGAACAGUGAUUCAGGCACACUCCCCGUCAGUGAAAUUUACAAGUUCAUGAUGUAAGUUUCAUUUGGCGCUUAAAUGGACCAUGUCAAUUUCAUAAAUUUAUAUUUCGUGCGCGAACUGAGGUUUGAUAUUUGCUUUAUUUUGCGUUGUACAGGGGCAAGUUUCCGUAUUUUAAGACCGCUCCCGAUGGCUGGAAGGUGAGUGGUAAUGUAUUUAUCGAAUCCAUUCUUCGCAUGGCCGGUACCUGCGAAGUUUGAAUUUAAAAACAUUUGCUCCAUAGGUAGUAACGGCUCACGCUACACACAUUCGUCGGUGAAAAGUAAAAAAUAUUCCACAAAAUUUGACCAUCCUUUCGGUUUUUUUCGAUAAAGUGAUUAGAUCUUCGGAAGUUAUGGGCUAACUUUGAAAACUUUACUUUCGUUAUCUCAACGGUUUCCUGCAACUCCGCACUUGAAUGGUUUUCCUCGCAGCAUUACAAUGGCUUCCGAACAGCUGACUUCGAAUCGUUUGCAAAAUUCUCGUUUUUUUUCCUCAAAGAAAUCAGCUCUUCUUUUUGCUUAUUUGCCAUUAAAGCGAAAACUCGUAUUAAAACCAGAAAUAGGUGAUAUGGGAGAAUUUCGUUGCGUUUUAUUUUCUUAUUUCUUCAUGACAGCUCGUGAUAUUCGUGUUUACUAAAUCGGAUGUAACACAAUGGAUUUAAUGGACGAAUAGGAAGUGUUGCGAGCGAACUUCUUAAUAUUUUGUUCGUUCGAUCGUUGAUUCUAUUUGAGGUUAAGUUUCCGAAUCGAAUGAAUCAAGACAUGGUAAUAAAUUGCUAACGAAAUCGCGAACAAAAGAGUAUGUCAAAAUGGGUAUUCAAAACAACGUUCAUGUCAUAGAUAAUUCGCGAAUUGAUUUCACACGAGGCUUGCGGAAAGACCUGAUCUUCAUUUUCCAAUCUUUCUGAACAGCCCUUUCAGGGAAAACAAUCGCAACUUCGCCUUCGUUAACUUUAGCACAGAAAAUAUUUUCGAGAUUUUUCAUGAUAGAAAGAGGCAGAUAUCGUAGUCAUGCUCAAUUCGAAUAGUAAGUUACAGCCAAGGGUGGGGCAUGAUUUUUAUAUACGGGAGGUCGCAUGACAAUUGCAUACGAAUUCUUUAGUCUUUUUGCGAAAACUUCGUAUUUUCGAACUUUUCUUGCUUAAAUUAUCGCGCAUUUUGUUCCCUUAAUGUCGAAGGCACCAGACCGAGGGUAUAGCAACAAACUCCACCCGGUAUGUUAAGACUUCGGCUUUCUUUAGCUAUAAUUUUAAAAUUUUCGGUUCAACGAUUUCAUUCUCUUUUACGAGACACGAAAACAAAUCAAACCGAUUUUAUUAAAAGAAGGUUUCGCCAGAAGUGAAAACAAGGAAUUCGUGCAAUCCAAAAAAAUAUAUAUUUCUCCCCAAAUAAGUUGUUUCUUUUUUAAGGUUUCCUUUCGUUACAACAGGUGGUUGAUGUUUUGAAUAAUUUAUGUCAUUCUAAUUAAGGUCUGUAUUCCAAGAAGAUGCUGCAUAUUAAAUUUUGAAUUCCUUUUUCCAAUUUUCUUCCUUCACCCAAAAGGAAAAAAAGAAAUCAUAAAAUCGACAGACAAUAAAAUAAUCAUGGCGUUUUUAAAGAAUUUAGCCUCAAGAUAUAUUUUAAAUCUAUCAUUUGUAGAGCAAUAAGGUGGUUGAUUGUCGAAAACCUAUUUAUAUUUCUCUAGAAUUAAAGCUUUGUCUUGUCGACUCUAUAAUUUUUCUAGCAUUUAGAUAUUUUCUGUGAAUACUAGUUUUCCACAAAACUUGGAUUUCUUUGUGUUAAAAGCUAAGUGAGAAUUUUAUCACAGGGAUUGUGAAACAUUUAAUUCAAAUCCAUUUUGUAGCAAAUACACUUCAGUGAGCACUUCCUAAAUGUAAAUUUAUCCCUUUGAAUCCUUUAUUACAAUGAAUUCUUCCUUGCACAAUGAAUUUAUUCAGUUCAUUCUGAAAGCAAUCUUUUUAACUUUUUUUUAAAAUUGAAACAUUAAAAAUAGUGAAGUGUAGUUGCUGUAUAGUAUUUGAAAGACAUACUUCCAAAAUUAUUAUCUAAGGUGUAAGGUGAAAAAUCUUCAACAAGUUCAUGCUGGUAGCAAAAUUGUUGUGGGAAGAGCUUCUUUAUGAAAAAAAUAUUUCAGCCCAACUGCCUGUUAAUAUCUAUCUUGUGGUAGUACCAAGUUGUUAUAUUUUCAUAAAUUCAUACACUGAAGGUUAUUCAAUGCGAGGUUAACAAAAUACUCCAAAUUAAUUUGCGAGACAUAAAUAUGUCAAAUUAUUUUUGUAACAUAUCUCAGCAAUUGAAAUAUAUGACACUCAAUUUUUUCUCUAAAGAUGUUAUUAAUCUACAUUCAUCAGCACAUCAAUAAUAAAUAACUUUCAUUACCACACCUCAUUCUACAGUGAUUUGGAGACUUCUCACAUUUAUUUGGAGUACUAAAAUAAACUAGCCAAGAUGAGUUAAGUUUGUCCAUUUUUCUUAAUAUCAGUGUUCUUUUUAGUGGUACAAAUGAAGGCAAAUACACUCUUAGCCACAGAAGUGGGUUUCACGACAUUAUAUUACCAAAAAGCUUUUGUCUUAAAAAAGUUCUAAUUCUAAAUAUUUUGAUAUGCAAAUGAAGAAGGACUAAACUUUUUGCACCAUUUUUCAAUUCAGUUAUUUAAAUAUUUGCUGAUUUUUGAUUGAAAUGGUUCAGUUUUCUCUUCAAUGAAAACUAUAUCAUCCUAGCCAUAGUUCUUCAUACCAUGGCAUUUGUACAUAUCUUUUUUGACGUUGAUCUGUUGUUCUGUCUGUUAACCACAUUCUGGACAAUAAUUAUGAAUAACAGGCUGUUUAGUCUGAUGGAACAUAUUUGCAAGGACAAUGCUUUGACACUGCCUAGUGAAUACUUAUUAACACCUACAUUCUUGCUAGCAAGCAGAACAAACCAGGUCCUCACAACCAGGAAGUUAACAGUCUGUCCCAGAAAAUCUCUUUCAAACUAGAUCAGCUUCUCGGAAAGCCUUGUUAAUUGCCCAUAUUAUAAUAUUGAUGGAUAAGGUAGAAAAGGGAACAAACGUGUCUUAACUUACAUAAAAUGUCUGGUAAAUAAGAAAAACUGAAACUAGACUACCAUGUAGUAGCCUGAAAAGUGACAUUUCUUGCUUUUAUUUCUAUAGGCUGGUGUUAAUGAUACCACAUUUUUCUUAUAUUAUUAAUUCAAAAUGUCAACUAAUUAGCGCAUUUAAUGGUCAAAAACUUUUCAUAAGAAUAAAUACAUCAAGAGCUCGAUGACUUAUACAUACACAAAUUUCCUAAGAACUUGUGCCUUUGAAAGGAUUUUAUUUUAACAAUUGACUGGAUCAAUGCAUUUUUGCCAAGGACAAACUUAUGAGCUAUAAAAAAUAAAUUUUGAAAAGCUACCACUCAAAAUAAGCAGUCAAUAUAAAUUUAGAAUACAGUAAUAAUUUAGUUCUAAAUUUGCCCAUCAAUUAGGUUUAAGUCCAUCCCUCAUCACAUUAAUUUUGUUCUUAUAGUGUAACAAUAAUAAUAUUGUUCUAAGUAGGUAUAAAUUUUAACAAUGUAUUUUAUUCAUUUCCAGAAUUCUGUUCGGCACAACCUCUCAUUAAACAAGGCAUUCUGCAAGUUGGAGAGACCUCAGGGUGCCUCACAGAGAAAAGGAUGUCUGUGGUCACUUAAGCCAGAGAGACGUGAACAGAUGGAUAAAGAGAUCAGAAAGUGGAAGAAGAAGCAUACAGAAGCUAUCAGAGCCAGCAUGGCAAAUCCAGGUGAUUAGUUAAUGUUAUGAUGUCAUGGCUGAAUUCCGUAAUGAGCAAGAUAAAAGGAAUCCUGUGUUCUGAUUGGCUAAGGGUGGAUUUCCACUGUCGCAUAAUUUAAACAUUCGUACGCACAUAACAUUUCUGUGCAUAAAUAAAAUAGAGACAAGGUAUAAAAGACCACACAUAAACUUGCCUCUAUUUUAUUUAUGUGCAUAUGCACAUAAAAAUUUCACGACAGUGGAAAUCCACCUUUACUGACUGGGCAAGAUGCGCCUAUCUUGCCAUCCCAGGAUUUACCGUUUUUGUUGUGCAAGAAAAAGUCCUCUUUUGGCUAUAAUAAAUUAUAAUAAAUCAUUUAUUGACCAAGCUUAUUCAGUCAAGGUGGUUGGGUAAUCAUAAUGGCCUCUUUCUUUUUUGCAACAUUAAAAGGGAAAAAAAACUUAGCCAAGAUACAUAUCCAGCAUCUUGAUCUCAUUAAUCAAUAAUGCAUAGAGCUGAUAUCAUUUUGGAGUAUGGAGUAUUGGUGAAGGAUGGGUGGGGAUGUGGGAUAAUCACGGCAAAUAAACCUAAAAUACCAAGAAAUUAACGGUUACUUCAAUCUGCUGUUAACGGAUUUGUAGAUUUGUAUUCUGAGUGUUUUUGUUUUGUAUUCAUUUCAUUCUCAGAAGAACUGUCCAUUUCAAAUGAUGACCUAGACAGCUCUCCUGAACAGAUCCUGUCCCAAACAGAAAACUGUGAGGAUAUAGCAGCAGCUGAUGCGGCAAAGGAACUCUUUGGCAAUGACUUGAUUCAGGAAAUUCAACAAAAUGACGUCCUUGACUGGGAUGACAUUAUUUCUCAAAGUACAGAGCUACCGAUUGAUCCUACACUUAGCACUUGCACAACUUUACCAAUGUCGACAACACAUCUCAAUGGAAUACAGGGAUGUGACACUAUAACCACUACAGUAGAAAUGGAUAACUCAGCACAAUAUUUUGUAAACAGCGAUGGGCAGGAUUUUGACAUCCCUUUACCAUACAGCAUGUCACACUACUAUGGUAUGCAACCUCAACAACAUAUCAAUGUAGGAUUUUGAUUUAAGUGACAGAUAUUUAGCUAGGAGUUUGAAAAACAAAUUUCUUUAAUGUACAGAGAAUAGAAUAACAAUGCCAGAACCCUGGAACAUGAGAAAGAAUGGUUGUUUUUUAAUGAAUUGCAGCAAGGUCAAAAAAAGUUUUUAAUUUAUUAAGCAAUAUUGUCCGGCUUCGUUAAGUUCCAUUCCUGUUUGCAGUGAGCAAUCUAAAUUAUAAGUCUGUGGAUCUUUUCAAUAAAAGCUUAACUUUGUAGGUUGCUGCCUUCAUUUUAGUUCAACUGAAUUAGUUCUCAAGGGAAAAGCAGGAAAGGAGAAUGAUGUAAUAUUAACAACACUACAUUAACCCUUUAUAUUCCAAGAGCAACAAACAUCCAUUUUCUCCUGUUAUUAUCAUUAGACCAAUCGAGGGAAAAGGCUGUGAGAAGUGAUAAAAUGAUCACCAAAGGAAAAAUGCUCUGAUCUUCUAUCAAAUUCUCCCAACUAUUUCUGUUAAGAAAUGUAUAGAGAUCAGUCGGGAGAAUUUGCAUGUAGGUAGCGUUGGCGUAAAGGGUUAAUAAAUGUGAUACCCCAUACUCCAGCUUAAGAAUCUGCAAGUUUAGCUAGAUCUUUUGGCGUAUAGAUAUCAAAUAUUUCAUUGCCCUCAUAUUCAUAUUUUUUUCUUAGGGUAGUUGUUUUUUAAAAGUGACUGUGGUCUGCAGUUAAUAUCUUCAUCACAAAAUUGUUACACCAAUGACUGCAUGCUAUGCAAAAACAACGUUGCAAUAUUAUUUCAAAGUUUUGGUAUUUAAGUUUUAAUUUUAUGGUUUUGCUUUAUGCAGAACUGAUCAGUGGUAGUUAAAACAUAAUUGUUGGUGGCAAAGUAUUUCUUUUUGGGCUUAAAAGUGAGGUUAGUUGUCUUCUGAUGUAGGUCAGAUUGUAAACUCAAAGUUUACUAGACUAGUUAUUUUAACCAUCCAUCUUUGUUGAAUGUUGCCAAUAUGAUUCCCCUAUCUAGGAAAUAAAACUGUCAGUAUUGAACAGUCUUCUAACAGUGUUUAGUUCACUUGGUGACACUGAGGUCAAUUGAACCAAUCUCAUUCAGUCUACCAAUAAAUUUUUAAGUAAUUUAUUAGAAAAUUAAGUAUUCAAUCAUUGUACAUGUUCACAAUUUUUUCGCAAAAUAGAGAUUACUCUCACAAAAUACCAAGCAAAACACAUAGUGGCACUCACUUUGCAAAGGAACUCCAUUUUUGUAAAAUAACCAUCUACUUCAGAAUCACUAGGAUUUAAAAUAGUAUUUGUAAAUACAUAUUAUCAAUUUAAGUUCUGCUUGGUCAUUUGUUGUUUAGCUGUAAAAAUGUCUUUCACUAUUGAUUAGGUCAAUCAUCUGUGCUCGUGAAUUCUUAAAAGCUAAUUACGUUAAGAGCUAUAACAAUCAGUUUUAAGUUACAGUGAAAAGUAAUGAUUAUAAUAUUAUUAUUAUAAUAUAUGGCUAAUGUACAACUUGUAAAUAAGAUCAUUUCAGUGGUGUGCUAUUGUAUUUCAGAUUUAUAAAUUGCUG